UGAUGAAAGUGCAUCACAGUUAGCUCACUUCGAUAACAAUGAGAGUAAUUACUACGGUGGCCGGGUUACUUUUGCUGGUGAUCAGCUCGACAAUAGCGAAGGAUCAACCGGCUGGAUGCCCAUUUCGGCACUUGGAGGCGUUGGAUCUUGCUUCUUCAAAGGCAGAGCUGGAAAAGGGAGGCCGAUAUAAGCGAAACAGCGGAUUGUAUGAUGGCUUGGACGAUCUGCUGAAGAGCGUUUUGCCCAAGAACAGCAUCAGUCCAGGACUGAGCAGUUGGAUAAGCUCGGCCGAACAUGAUAAGCCAUCGCAGCAGCCCAUAAAAUGUGGUGCUCCUCCCCUGAACUGUUUGAAUGAUACGAAAAACCUGCAUUAUCGUAGCAUUGAUGGCUCGUGCAAUAACUUGCUGUAUCCCGAGUUCGGCAUCGCGACCUCCCGGUAUAAGCGUCUUCUGCGGCCUGCGUACGUGCAGAACGGACAGACGGUGCCCAACGCACGUUUGCUCUCAUUGUCACUGUACGGCGAGAAGACAGUGAUGGACAAGUUUCGCACGGUGGCUUCCAUGCAGUUCGGCCAGUUCGUCGCCCACGACAUCAGCCAAUUGACCACAAGGGGCGCGCCCAGAGAUUGUUGCGCCGAGUCGCGUCAUCCACAGUGUCAGCCCAUAACAUUAGCGGCGGGUGGACCCAUCGCCUAUAACACGGGCAAGUCAUGUCUCAGCUUUGCACGCGCGCUGUCCGACGCGGACGGCAUCUGUCCCAAGAGCGGGCUGCCCUACAGCGAAAAGUUGUCGGUGGUCACGGCCUACUUGGAUCUGUCAUCAGUCUAUGGAAAUUCUCCGGCGCAAAAUCAGCGGGUGCGCCUGUUCAAGGGCGGUCAGCUCCGGACAGUGUACGCCAACGGGCAGCAGUGGUUGCCCGUGACGCAGAAUCACGAAGGUGAAUGUGGCAUUAAUAGUGAGUGCUACACCAUGCCCGACCUACGCAAUCGAUUCACACCGACGAUUGCUGUACUUCAUACGAUUAUGGUGCGGGAGCACAACCGACUGGCCGAGCAGUUGGCCCUGCUGAAUCCCCACUACAACGAUGAGCGCUUGUACCAGGAAGCCCGCAAGAUCAAUAUUGCGCAGUAUCAGAAGAUCACAUACUACGACUACCUGGUGGCCGUUCUGGGCAGUGCUUACACGAACAUGAAUGGCCUGACUUACCCCUACUCAGAGUACUCAACUGACUAUGUGAACGAUUAUGACGAGAGCGUUAACCCCAAUCCCUACGCUGAGUUUUCUGCUGCUGCCUUCCGUUAUUCGCACACUCAGAUAUCGGGCUGGUUCUCAAUGGUUUCGUCUGAUCGCUAUGCAAAUCAGACAUUACGGCUCAGCGACUUCUUUGAGACUCCUGAGACCAUUCGUUUGCUGUCCUCAAACUACAAUUUCGCUGAUUUGGUUCGUGGAAUGGCAACACAGCUGCAAAAGCGAGCUGACUCCAACAUCGAUCGCGAGAUCAAGCACUUCUUUAAUCGCAAAGUGUUCGAGGAGUUCGGAUCCGACCUCAAGUCGUUAGAUAUCCAACGUGCCCGCGACUUCGGACUUCCAUCGUAUAAUGAUCUUCGUGAGUUCUGUGGUCUGCGGCGAGCCCAUGAAUGGUCGGAAUUCGCCACCGAAAUAUCCGGAGAGAAAAUUAAUUUAUUGCGCAAGCUGUAUGCCUCCCCAGCCGAUGUUGAACUGAGUGUGGGUGGUACUCUCGAAUUCCACGUACCAGGCUCAUUGUUUGGCCCUACGUUGCUGUGUGUGGUCGGAAAACAGUUCCAAAACACUCGUCGGGGCGAUCGCUUCUUCUUUGAACGCGAAAACCAUCUCAGUGGCUUCUCACGCAGUCAACUGGCGGAGAUACGGAAAAUAAGCCUGGCUUCACUGUUCUGCAAUAAUGUGCAAAGCUUACAUUAUAUCCAGCCGAAUGUUUUCAUUUUCCCCAAUACUCGCAAUGUUUUGAUAAGCUGCAAUGAUAUUCCUCAACUUGACCUUACUAAAUGGCAAGACCUAACUCCCCAACUGGUUAGCUAAACAGGUUAGCCAAUUUAGUGGGAUGUCUUUAAAUAUUACUUUGUUAAAUAGCCAGCUGACAAACAAUCCAAAGCACUAAAAUGAUUUCAGCUUCAUAAU
Messenger RNA from Drosophila navojoa, 2156 nucleotides. Its product is annotated as peroxidase. Lineage: Eukaryota; Metazoa; Arthropoda; Insecta; Diptera; Drosophilidae. Gene Ontology annotation, molecular function: heme binding; peroxidase activity. The record is from RefSeq and is a predicted model, not a curated record. Gene Ontology annotation, biological process: response to oxidative stress.